AUAGCGAGCGUAUACAAUGUGUAGGUUGUGCUUUUGCUGGCCAAAGUAGGGGGCAUUUUAUUAACUUAGCACUUGCAGAUUCUAGUGAUGAAUCAUCAAGUCGGAUUCGGAAAGGCAUGAACGUAUGAAAAACAGCACCUAAUUCCUUUCUUAGCGCAAUAUGUAUUUCCCGGGUCGAUGGGAGCGCCACCAAGAACGAUCCCCGAUCGCAAGCCAUCCCAGCUAUUGAUUUGUUGGAAUCCUUAUCUUCCUAGGUCGCCAGGCAAGUUUCUUAUAGAAGCCGUUCAUUCUUGGGCGACCAGGCUGUGAUAUGAGAUAUUUUAAUUACAUUCUGUACAGGGCUUUCACCAUCUCAUCUAUAUAAUUCGGAACCAAUUCGACAAAUCUGUCUCGCCGGCAUACUGAUUAGGUGGAAGAACAACAUAUAUCUGACUUUUCCCGAAUGAUAUCUCUGUAACAGCCUAUAUUAUAGAUAUUCAGCCUCAUAACACUGUCAAUUUGGCGGAUUACUUACGUCAAGGAUCAGAGGAAUGACCAAGAUAACCCGUAAAAAAGCCAUAGUCAUCGGCGCCGGCGCCGGCGGCAUCGCCACCGCAGCGCGCCUCGCUCAAUCCGGAUUCUCCGUAACUGUGGUCGAGAAGAACCCCUUCACCGGCGGACGCUGCAGCAUAAUCCAGCACGCGGGCUACCGCUUCGACCAAGGGCCCUCGCUGCUUCUCCUGCCCAAGCUCUUCCACGAAACCUUCCAUGAUUUGGACACCUCCCUCGAGAAAGAAGGCGUGGAGCUCCUCCGCUGCCCGUCAAACUACUCCGUCUGGUUCGCCGACGGCGCGCCCUUCGAACUCACCCCGGACCUGGCGCGCAUGAAGACGCAGAUCGAGCGUUAUGAAGGCGUAGACGGGUUUAAGCGGUAUCUUUCCUGGCUGCGCGAAGCGCACGACCAUUACGAGCUCAGCGUGUCGGAGGUGCUGCACCGGAACUUCACGUCGUUCUGGGACCUGCUGAGUCCCGGGUUUGUGUGGACGGGGCUGAAGAUACACCCGCUGCACAGCAUCUGGGGACGCGCGAGUAAGUAUUUCUGGACGGAGCGGUUGAGGAGAGUGUUUACGUUCGCGACUAUGUAUAUGGGGAUGUCCCCGUUCGAUGCGCCGGCUACGUAUUCCCUGCUGCAGUACUCGGAGCUCGCGGAGGGGAUUUGGUAUCCCAAGGGUGGGUUUCAUAGCGUUCUGGAGGCGCUGGUGCGGGUUGGGAGGAGGGAGGGGGUGGAGUUUCGGUUGGGUACGGCUGUGAAACGGAUUCUUACAAGUGGGGAUGGGCGGACGGCGAAGGGGGUGGAGUUGGAGUCUGGGGAGACGCUGGAUGCGGAUGUGGUGGUUGUGAAUGCGGACCUCGUCUACGCGUACUCGAAUUUGUUCCCGCAGACACCUUCCACGCAGCGGUAUGCGAAGUCCCUCCAAAAACGCGACAGCUCCUGUAGCUCGAUCUCGUUCUACUGGGCCCUAGACCGUAAGGUCCCCGAGUUACAAACCCACAACAUUUUCCUCGCAGACGAGUACCGCGAGUCCUUCGACGCUAUUUUCGAUAGAAAAGAGCUCCCAAAGGAACCGAGCUUCUACGUCAACGUCCCCAGCCGCGUAGACCCGAGCGCGGCCCCGGAGGGGUGCGACGCGAUCAUCGUGCUCGUGCCCACAGGACACCUCCUACAAUCCACAAACCCCAAAACCGGCCUCCCCCGAAACCAAGACUGGCCAGCCCUAAUCUCGCAAGCGCGCACCGCCGUCCUCUCCACCAUCUCCGCACGAACAGGUUGCGCACCACUCCAAGCCUCCAUAAUCCACGAAAGCGUCAACGACCCAUUAACCUGGGAAGCGCGGUUCAACCUAGACAAAGGAUCGAUCCUGGGUCUCGGGCACGGGUUUUUCAACGUCUUGUCAUUCCGACCUAGCACGCGGGCGCGGGGGUUGAAGAAUGCGUAUUUCGUCGGCGCGAGCACGCAUCCCGGGACUGGGGUCCCGAUUGUGCUUGCCGGGGCUAAGAUCACGGCAGAGCAGAUAUUGGGGGAUUUUGGGAUGGACGUUCCGUGGCGGGGGAGAGGGGAUGAGGGGGUGGGGAGGAAGAGAGGGGAAUUGGGGACGUUGGAUAAGAUUGAGAGGCCGUCGUCGGUUGUAUCGGUCGUGGUAGUGUGUUCGUUGUUGGUUUUGGUGUUGGCGUUGAUGUUGCGAUAUUAGAUGUCUUUGUCUUGGACAACGUUAAUAAUUUAUGUUGAAAAAUAAUUGGAUGUUCUCGUCUAUAAAGAGAUAAGGACACUUGAGGGGCUAAAGCUGAAUUAAUUUAUUCUUCUCCAA
Molecule: messenger RNA, 2345 nt
Organism: Annulohypoxylon maeteangense
Lineage: Eukaryota; Fungi; Ascomycota; Sordariomycetes; Xylariales; Hypoxylaceae
Product: phytoene desaturase
Exons: 3
Coding region: 531-2228 (565 amino acids)
Biological process (GO): carotenoid biosynthetic process
Molecular function (GO): oxidoreductase activity
Source: RefSeq, a predicted model, not a curated record